UGUCACGGGCACGCCGUGCUGCACCGCCCCUUCCGCUCCUGCGCAUGCGCCUUGCAUGUCAAAGAUGGCGGCGGCGACGGCCGGGAGGACAUGGAGCCAAAGACUGAUGCAGAGAUCCUGGGCCCAGAUGACGGGCGUGAGAAAAACAGCCUUCACCCUGACUCCACGGUGUGCCCCUACCCAGUACCAGGGCACCUGCCUCUUGCUGACAGCAACUCCAGUGCGGUACAGAAGCACAGAGCCGCCGUCGUCCCUUGGUUUAGCCUCUGCAAAUGAGAUCCUCCAAUCAUCCGGGACCAGUACUGCCUCUGGGGGAGUCCAAUCAGCUGAGGCCCUGGCACAGUCCGGGGGAGUCGUCCAGUCGGCCGAGGCCCUGGCACACUCUGGGGGAGUCGUCCAAUCGGCCGAGGCCCUGGCCCCCUCGGUGGAAAUGGUCCAGUCGGCCAGCGAGGUGCUACAGGAGGCCGGACUCAGCGAGCUGGGUUUAGGAGGAUAUACGCCAGUCGGCCUGAUCCAAAACAUCCUUGAGUUCCUGCAUAUGGAUGUGGGGCUGCCCUGGUGGGGGGCAAUCGUGGCUGGGACUGUGCUGGCCCGAACCAUGGUCUUCCCGGUCAUUGUGAAGGGCCAGCGGGAAGCUGCCAAGCUCAACAACCACCUCCCAGCCAUGACCAAACUCACCAACAAGAUGAAUGAAGCCAAAGCCAGCGGCAACAAGUUCGAAUUUGCUAAGGCAUACUCGGAUCUAAUGAUGUUCCAGAAGAAACACGAUGUUAACCCUCUCCGGGGCUUCUUGGUGCCUCUGGUCCAGGCCCCGAUCUUCAUCUCUUUCUUCGUAGCCCUGAGGCAGAUGGCCUACCUGCCUGUUCCUAGCAUGCAGAAUGGGGGCCUCUGGUGGUUCCCUGACCUCACCUUGAGUGAUCCCUUUUACGUGCUGCCUCUGCUUGUCACUGGCUCCAUGUGGGCCAUCCUGGAGCUGGGUGCUGAGUCAGGAGUGGACAAUCCCAAUCUCCGGACCAUGAAGGCCGUCUUCAGGAUCAUGCCGCUGGUUAUCCUGCCCUUCACCAUCUCCUUCCCCACGGCCGUGUUCACCUACUGGCUGGCCUCCAACACCUUCUCGCUGCUCCAGGUGGGAUUCCUGCGGAUCCCGGCCGUGCGCCAGAAACUGCGGAUCCCGGAUAGGAUCAGGCAUGAUCCGUCGCUGCUGCCCAGACAGGAGGGAUUCAUAAAGAGCAUGAAGUCAGGCUGGAAGAAUGCCCAGGCAGCUCAGCAGCUGGCAGAGAGGGAACGUCGGAUCAAACAGCACUUGGACCUGGCAGCCAAAGGGCCCUUACGGCAGACGUUCGCCGAGAACCCCCUGAAGCCGAAGGAGGCGGCAGCGUCCAGUGUGGGCAGCGGCACCGGGCAGAAGCACAGACCCUGGCAGGACACGAUCGGGUAGAAGGGUCCCCUCCCAUGGGGACAGGCACGGACUGGUGUCUCGGGCACACACAGAUUACUGACAUUAUUAAAGGAUGUUUAUGAGA
Messenger RNA from Mobula hypostoma (lesser devil ray), 1523 nucleotides. RefSeq names its product OXA1L mitochondrial inner membrane protein (gene oxa1l). Gene Ontology annotation, cellular component: mitochondrial inner membrane. Bases 56 to 1438 code for a protein of 460 amino acids. Gene Ontology annotation, molecular function: membrane insertase activity. Gene Ontology annotation, biological process: protein insertion into mitochondrial inner membrane from matrix. The transcript is spliced from 10 exons. NCBI's taxonomy places the organism in Eukaryota, Metazoa, Chordata, Chondrichthyes, Myliobatiformes, Myliobatidae. The record is from RefSeq and is a predicted model, not a curated record.